Molecule: messenger RNA, 1027 nt
Organism: Eutrema salsugineum
Lineage: Eukaryota; Viridiplantae; Streptophyta; Magnoliopsida; Brassicales; Brassicaceae
Exons: 7
Coding region: 95-1027 (310 amino acids)
Molecular function (GO): oxidoreductase activity
Source: RefSeq, a predicted model, not a curated record
AAUAUAUAAGAACAACCAAGCAAGGUUCAGUUUCUUAGACACAAACAACUAAGCAAGGCUCAGUUUCUUAAACACAACUCAAAGAUCUUCCUAUAUGGGUUCCUUCGACUUGCCUCACACUUCAUCGUUCAAGGGAGGAAGUGAAAGAUUUCUUCGGAAUGUGUUUGAGAAUAUACUGAAGACGUAUCUGACGAUGAACCCGACGGCGAAGACGAUAUGGGAACUAGUUCAGUCGGUGGACAACGAGAAGAUCUGCUACGACCACUUCACUUUCCAGACACUAAAGGUGGAGGGUUAUGGAAUAGAUUCUUUAUCAAGUUUCUUCAUGGAUUAUGGAUAUAAAAUUGGAGAUGGACUUGAUUUUCCAACAAAGAAACUACGUGUUCUCACGUUUUCACCUCCGGAUGUUUACGUCCCUGAUGACGGCCACGGCCUAGGCAACGGGCCUUUGCCACGACCUGUUAUAUCUGAGCUUCUUGUGGACGAACUAAGUCUUGAAUCACAGGAGAUAAUACGGAAAUAUCUAAAACCAGAAGGUGGUAAGCAAGCGGUUAUUUCAAGUACUUUGGGGUCUUUAAUUUGGGAAAAGCCAACAUCCUCCGACUUCAAUCAGCUUGCCAAGGAGAGUGAAUUUGCGGCAUGGGUACUUAUUCACGGCUACACAAUGAACCACCUUGCAUUUUCUGUUCAUCGGCUUAAACACCGUUUCAGUGACAUCAACUGCAUCAAAGAGUAUCUAGAAGAAAAGGAAUUUGAACUCAACAGUGACGGAGGAGUUCUCAAAGUGAGUAAAGAUGGUCUACUUUUACAAGUGUCGUCGAUCUCAGAGAGACUUGAGGUUAAGUUUGCAGAUGGAGUAACUGAAACAAUCCCGGCUUCAUACAUUGAGUUCACUCAACGUAUGGUUCUCCCUGAGUUCAAAGAUCUGCCUCAUGACCAGAUUGAAGAGUUCCAUAGACGUGAUGGCUUUGAUUUGGAAAACGCAAAAAACAUUUUGGAAAGCGCCCGUUUCACCACAGAUGUUUAG